CUGGCAUAGCGCAAUGCAGGCGUCCACCCACCAAACUAGACGCAUCACACAGACAUGCUGGUGGCGGUGAUGGCUACUCUACGCGCGCGCGCGCGUGUGUGUGUCUAUCUGUGGAUUGGCUGCCGUCUGGCUGCUGCGAAAAGGGGUGCCGUGGGGGCGGGGGAGAGGGGGGUGUGGGACCUGCCGAUGUCAUGCUGGUGGUGAGAGGCGCCGCUGGCCCCCUCCCCGUUGGCUGCCGCCUUUUCGCGCACCUUUGUGAGCAGUCUCUGCAUGGAACGGGGACAACACAGAGACACACAGGUGGUCUGGUCCUGUCUGUCUGAUUGUGUGUGGUUGCCCUGACCUUGUGGUGGUGUUUGUGCCUGCCCAUGACUCUGCUGUGCGCCAUCCUGUACUCGUCAUACCCACCCGCAACUGCACAAACACCCACACACACACAGAGACAACAGCAUAAGUCGAUGUGUCUCUGCCCCCUCGCGGCGCUCACCUUGGACGACCACAGCGGCGUCUUCAUCAAAGCUGUCGUCCUCAUCCUCAUGCUCCUCAUCCCACCAGGCCUGCCGCACCCACCAAUGCGCCGUCGUCCCGUGAUCUAUCGGCCACCGCUGGUCGGCUGGUCUUGUGUCUGUGUGCUUGAUAUGUCCGUGUGGAUUGUGCUGUGUGUUGAGGGGCAACAGCGACUGGCUGGGCAGCACGGCAAAUGGGUAGUAGUCAUUGUCCACCUGCACACAACGCGCAUCCAGGAACCAUUGCAAGGGGGAGAGAUGGACACAGAGAGAGGUGUUUGCUGUGUCUUUGUCUUUGCCUCCGUCGUCUCACUGCAGUGGCUCACUUACGUCGUCAGAAAUGACCCAGCCCUUCAGGUCAGGCGAGUAGAACAGAAACAGCGGACUGUGAGCAUCCUGCGCACGCAUCCACCCACCCACUCACUCACAUGAAUGCACACAAACUCUUGUGUCUGAAGAAGGACAAAUUAGAGUCACACGACACGCACUCGGUGCUGAAGAGCACUCGUUGCAUGCAUUUAUGUGUCUGCCUGACCGUGGCUCACGAAGAUGGAGAAGCAGUCAGUCAGAGCUCAGAUGGGAUAAGAACUCAUCAAAUUCUCAUGCUGACUCAAGAUCUGCUCGACCGUCGUCGCGGUCGGCAACAUGGAAAGCCGAGAGGCGAAAAGG
Vitrella brassicaformis is the source of this 1175-nucleotide messenger RNA. The record is from the annotation of a GenBank genome assembly. Lineage: Eukaryota; Vitrellaceae.